This is a messenger RNA of Diabrotica virgifera virgifera (western corn rootworm), 2697 nucleotides long. RefSeq names its product AP2/ERF domain-containing protein PFD0985w-like. The transcript has 5 exons. NCBI's taxonomy places the organism in Eukaryota, Metazoa, Arthropoda, Insecta, Coleoptera, Chrysomelidae. The record is from RefSeq and is a predicted model, not a curated record. Bases 74 to 2461 code for a protein of 795 amino acids.
UUAAUCAAUAAUUUUAAUAUUUAUACUAAAUUGACAUUUAUGUGUAUCAUUUCGUUUACUUUUAUAUUUUACAAUGUUCCAAUUUACAACCAUAUUUUUACUAUUAUUGUUGUUGAAAAGGCCCAAUUCAAGUGAAUCAAGAAUGAUAAAUAGUGAAAGUGAAAACAUUCAAGAAAGUGGCGAUUACGUAGAAUUUGAAGACCUAGUGCCUAUUCACGAAAAUUAUAGACCAAAACAUAAAUAUAAAAUUGGUACCGGACACAGAACUAGGUUAACGAGGAGUUUUCCAGAUGCGAAACAAAUACAUGAUCUUCAUUGUGCAGUAUUAUACAAAAAUAAGGAACCGGCGGGAAUUCUUCAGCCAUUUGAAGAUGCUUAUCGAUUUUUUCCCAUAAAAAGAGAGCCUACUUUAGUUGAAAUUCAGCCCCUUCAAAUAAAAAGUCAACCACAAAAAACAAAUGAUAAGAGUGAACUAAAUAAAAGCCACACCAAUAAAAAACGUUCAAACACUGCCACAUUUUUAGAUGAAAAUUAUCCCUCCGUAUUCACUAAAUUUCAACUAAACAACCACUUGGCAAAGAUGAGAGUUCAAGAUUCAAUGAAGAAGAAAACAUUGUUUAAGAGAUUGAAUACUAAUAGUACUAACAAUUCGUCCACUACAGGUAAUGACACUUUUGGAAAUCAUAAAUUAGUAGAAAGAGGUUUGCAAACUGUUUUAGAAGACAUGGGACUAUUAAGUGAUACUGCAAAUGAAGCAGAAAACAAGGAAGAUGCCGAAGAUGAAAAUUUGGAACUUGGUACUAACAAAAUAAAUUUAAUAAAGGACAGCAAGUCAGAAGACCGCGGAAGGAGACAACCCGAUGAUGCCGAUACUACUAUAGAUGUUUUACUAAACGAUACUGAUAUAAGUACAGCUUCUAAAUCAAACGAAACCAAUGGAAUAGAGGGUGUGGGUAACACAAAACUGAAAAAUACAAAAGCUGUUAAAAGAUCUAGUAACGAUGAAUCAGAUUGUAUAAGUUCAAACUUAAAAGUAAAUGAAUACGAAAGAAGAGUUGAAAGAGAAAUUCGUGACAAAAUAAAAAUGUUGCAAGAGGAAGUUAUUAAAGAGAUAGACAGUAUUAAAAAAAAAGAAGAGGAAGCUAAACGUAAGAAAAGGCAAGUUAUCACUACGUUAUUAGAUGAGGAAACUCACGAUAUUGAUCCCAACUAUCAUAAUGAAGAUAGCAAUAUGAUUCAUGUUCGUAAGAAAAGAAGUGCAGCAAGGUAUCAAAAACCUGAUACAGAUUCUUUACAAAGAAAAGCCCACAAAGAGGAAGAAGUAAUGUAUAGGACGGAAGGUUCAAGCAGACGAAAAAGAGAUCUAGGCGAAUAUCAGUAUGAUGAUGAGGAAGCCUUAAAAAAUGAAAAUGAAAAUUCUAACGUUGUUGACGAAGUCGACCGUAGGAAUGACUUUGCUAGUGACGUUUUUAACAAAGAUGGAUGCUUAUGUGAUAGAAACACUAAAUAUUGCGAAUGUCCUAAUGAUUUCAGUAGAAAAUUAACCAACAUUGAUGAUGACUACAAUAAUGAUAAACAAGACAACGAUUCAAAAACUAUAGUGAAGAAAUCUAUACUACAAGAAUGCAGCUGUGAUAAGAAUGGCAAGAAUUGUAAAUGCGAUAAUAACAGUGACCAGAAUUUUGAUUAUGAUGAGAACGAGAAUAAUGACGACAAAUAUGUAAACAAGAAAUCAAUAAGUCCAUCGUGCACCUGCGACAAAAAUGGAAAAAAUUGCAAAUGCUAUAACGAAAAUUCAAACCUAAUAUAUGAUGAUAACGGUAAUACUGAUGAAUCUAAAUAUUUAAGUAAGAAAUCCGUAAAACAGUCAUGUACUUGCGAUAAAAGCGGAAAGAAUUGUAAGUGUAGAAAUAACUUAGUAAAUACUAUACCAUCAAUUCAAGCUGAUUAUGAAAGUGAUUAUGAUUAUAAAGACGCUUCCAAUGAGCAAAAUGACAAUUUGAACGAUCAAGAUCUAAGAAGUUUUAGUUCCAAUGAAGACGUAGCUGAAGACAAUUACAUUGACUACUCUAAUUCUGAAGACAUUCAAAAAAGGGCAAUAAAGCCUAGAAAAUAUGUCAACGAAAAAACUUUUCAAAAUGGAGAAUACCUUGUUGACUUGGAGCCAGACGUGUACAAGCUAGAACCUAUAGAUAAUUCUAGGAAUAAGCGUGAGAAUUUAAACGAUCUGCUAUCUGCAGAAGGAAAUGAUAAUGCAAGAAGACAAUUAUUUGCAAUUAGACAGAGGAGUAUGGUACCUCUUGCGAGAUCUCGAAGGCGAAUUUUUAAAGAAGAGAAUAACAAGAAGCCGAGAGAAUUAAUCAAUAUGUCUCAUGAAGAUUUAUUUGGAGCGCUUCCUCAGAGUUUUGAUGGAGAACUUUUAAGAUAUAAGAGAGUUAGAAGGAGCAAAAGAAAAAAGUGAAUAGAGUAAAUAUACUAUAUUGGCUUUUGAUCUUUCGUAUAUUUCAUCACUAUGCAUAUGAGUUUGGUAUUAAGAAUAUCUGUAGGAUCUAAACUCAGACAUUAGAAUGUGAAACACUUUUUCAUAAAGAUAUUACAUGAUGAACUAUUAUAACAAUGUGCACUGUACUAAGUAAGAACUUCUAUACUGAAUCAUGUGUAAACCUGUUUUACUAAAUAAAUGUUUAUUAUAUUUUA